UGUCCCUCACACACGUCAAUCCAUGCAGCCGACUACCCUUCUAUUCGACUAAUCACCACUAAUUACCUGGCACCCACUCACUGCAGCUUCACCACACCACCCAACCCAACCCAAUCUCAUCUGCUACUGUACUCCACCUUUACCUCUACCACCCAAAACCCACACACACAACACCUUCACCUUCAUCCCGAGCUCCCCCCAAAACAGCUCUGCGACCCCAGAUUUCACUCGUCACACUUUGCAGCUCGAGCUCGUCCAGCUCUCCUACAGCUUACUACCAGCUUCAAUCGUCCAAUUCCCGCCCCCUCGUCCUUCUCGUCUUCCUCGCCCUCCUCGACCCCGCCCUCCUCGGUUGCCUCCCAGGUUGCGCACAGACGAGGGCCUUUCUGCAGCAAUCCGUGAGCUUCGUGAUUGGUGAUGCCGCAACACCGGAACUCAAACUCGCUCACCAGCUCCUUUUCCGUAUCCGAUGCCAACAAUGAGGUUGUCUGUCCGUUGAAGAAUCAUGACGGGACGAGUUGCCGGAAGCGCUGUAUCGGCGAAAAACGAUAUCGUUCCAUGCAGGAGCAUAUCCGUCGAGCACAUCCCGAGCAUUACCUUCCAAAGCUUCCUGCCACUGAAGAGAGCUUCAUGCUGAUGGUCAACACCCCACCAUCCGAACGUCCUCCACCACCAGCACCCCCCGUUACUAGCGCCGGCCCGACGAACUACACAGAGAGCAUUCCGUACUACGAUGACUUUGGCUCGAGUAGCACUAACAGAGCGACUGAUGAUGUACGCAGAGGUUCUAUGCUGCCGGCUGCCGCUGCCCUAGCACAAUUGCACACACACCGCCCCGAGCCGGAACAAUGGUUCAAUGAAGAUGCGUUUGAGAACGAUUGGGGAGGUGGAUUGGCAACAAACGGCAUGACAGACGCCCUGCAACUGUCCGACUCCGAGACGAAGGCCCAGCGCCCAAAGGCAAGGUUGGCGUCCAUGUCGUUGGAGCAGCAGAUGGCUGUUGACGAGCCCUAUUUCACCCCGACGUCUAGACCGAGAGAAUUGUUGCCGUCCUCACUGGCUCGCUCUCCUCCCGGCCGCUCCACAACCCUGCCACCUGGUCUCAAAGCCGUCAAGCCGAACAGGCCCAGGAAACCCUCACUCGGCCAGAAUGCAAGGAAGCCCAAACACGAGCGCCAAAAAUCCAAGGAGCAUGCCAGGCUGAUGAACUAUGACAGAAAGGCCUUCUCUGCCGAGCCGCAAAGUGCCGCAGCGCUCUAUGGCAAGAGGUGGGAGGACUUGAUAGAUGCAGCAGCUUCUGCAACGGAAGAAGAUAGCCGCGACCUGACACCGGUACCUCCCUCGCCCCAGAUGCUCAGCCGGUCGUCGGUGCCACCGUACAUGGCAAAUCAAAUGCAGUCGUACACCGCAUCGCCUUUGCAACAUACUCUGACUCCACCGCCACCAGAGACGAACGACCUGCAGCCAUUCCCAUCUGUCGAGUCCUCCAUAGACUCUGCAGUAUCUGGCCAGAACUUCCAUAUGCCCUCACAAGGCUUAUCUGACUCUUCUCCGACGAGAUCAUACCCGGUCCAGAUAUAUUGUGCGGCUUGCCGAAAGUUGUCAAUUCUCCGGAACAGCUAUGCCUGCACAGAAUGCAUAUGUGGACUAUGUCAGGACUGUGUCGAGGUUCUUGUCACCGAACAGGCUCGAGCACGGCCGGCUCGAUGUCCGCGAUGUUCUGCGGUCGGUGGCAAAUACAAACCAUUUAUGCUCGACAUAAGAUGAAGGGUGGCCGGCUCUGAGAAAGCCAGUGCCUUGCUAGUGUUACCACACCUCUGCCGUUGUGACUGCAGAAUUUUUGCAUCCUCCAGUAACACAAAUUUGAUCUCCGCGUUUUCUUUUGUCUUUACGGGGCCGGAUCUUCAUCCACACGGAGUUAGUGCAUUUACAGAGCCAGAUCAGGCAUCUACUGGUUGGACCGGGAGUUGAGGAUAGAAAACCGCUGAUUGCAUCGCUCUGCUGAGCAUGCACAGCGUCGACACAGACGGAGUUGAUAUUGGAUUUUUGGGAGGGGAGGGAAUGGAAGGGGUUGGGGGAGGGAUAUUGUCUUUAUGCGCAUAACGUCAUGGGUCAGGAGUGUGUGCAUACCAUUCGCUCGCUACGUGUGAGGGUAGAGGGGCUUUGUUCAUCGAUAACGGCUCGUCACAGAUAGAGAUUUGAUGUUGAUAUCCUAGAUUU
Molecule: messenger RNA, 2220 nt
Organism: Pseudovirgaria hyperparasitica
Lineage: Eukaryota; Fungi; Ascomycota; Dothideomycetes; Acrospermales; Acrospermaceae
Exons: 4
Coding region: 418-1767 (449 amino acids)
Source: RefSeq, a predicted model, not a curated record